Molecule: messenger RNA, 471 nt
Organism: Pisolithus orientalis
Lineage: Eukaryota; Fungi; Basidiomycota; Agaricomycetes; Boletales; Pisolithaceae
Exons: 3
Coding region: 128-367 (79 amino acids)
Source: RefSeq, a predicted model, not a curated record
UGCACUCCUGAUGUUGGUGGCAAGACAGGAGGAGGUGGGUGAUUUCAUGGUAUGUUUAAUUGGAUGUCUUCUCAAUGGCUCACUUGUACCCUUUAUGUUGGUGGCAUGACAGCAGGUGAGUGAUUUCAUGGCAUGUUUGGCUGGAUGUCUGCUCAAUGACCUCACUUGCACUCUGGGUGUUGGUGGCAUGACAGAAGGUGAGUGGUUUCAUGGCACAUUUUUCUGGAUGUCUGCUCAAUGGCCUCACUUUACACUCUUGAUGUUGGUGGCAUGUCAGGAAGUGAGUGAUUUCAUGGCAUGUUUAUCUGGAUACCUCAAUGACCUCACUUGCACACUUGAUGUGGGUUGCAUGACAGCUUGUGAGUGAUUUUGUGGUAUGUUUAGCUGGAUGUCUGCUCAGUGAGAAACCUUGCACCGUUCAUGGUGAUGGUAUGGCAGAAUGUGUGAGGUGUGCAGCCUGACAGCAGCUAU